AUCUGCGUGUGCUUUCAGCCGUGAACUUUCAAAAUUUCACGUUUUCACGUUGUCGUUUUGUUAAGUUUCAUAUUGUUAAUUCGUGAUUCAUUUUUCCGCAUUCAUCAGUAAUGGCUGGGAAACUGAAUAAGUUUGAAACUCCCAGCUCCGCGAGCUCCGAUAGUGACACGGAGCUGGCUUUAGAGUUGAACGAGCAAGUAUUCCUGGAUGAAGAGGACUAUUCCCGUGCCCCGGCUUCGCCUACCACAGUACCCAAUGUACGGCCAUACCGACCACCUUCUACAGGUUCUAAUAUAGCAAAGUCGCCGCGUGCUCGCCGCGUACGCACCGCGUCUAUGUCGCAGUCGACGAAGCGCACCGCGGCAGAAAGCAUAUUGCACGCCGACAGACGCACUAUCUACACCGCCGGCCGCCCGCCCUGGUACAACUGCACAGGCGGCCAGGAGGUCGAGCCCUUCCUUAUAGGUAUUUGUGGCGCUAGUGCGUCAGGUAAAACCACAGUUGCCGCCAAAAUUAUCGAAUCUCUAAACAUACCCUGGGUCACCAUUGUCAGUAUGGACUCCUUUUAUAAAGUGCUGAACGAGAAGCAGCACGUGGCUGCGCAACGCAACGAAUACAACUUCGACCAUCCGGAUGCCUUCGACAUGGAGCUGCUGGUGCGCGUGCUGCAGCGCCUGAGGGAGGGCAAGAAGGUCGAAGUGCCCAUUUACAACUACGUCACGCAUUCCAGGGAGAGCCGCACUAAAACGAUGUACGGCGCGAACGUGAUAAUCUUCGAGGGUAUUCUGGCGUUCUACAACGCGGAUGUGGUGCGCAUGCUCGAUAUGAAGGUGUUCGUCGACACGGACGCGGACAUACGCCUCGCCAGGCGCCUCAGACGCAUCGGCCAGCCGCUGCCCGACUCGCUCUACGUGCUCAAGGACACGCCGCAGGUGCAAGGUCUCCACACGUUCAUCCGCAACAAGGACACGUCCCGCGACGAGUUCAUCUUCUACUCCAAGCGGCUGAUGCGGCUCGUCAUAGAGUUCGCGCUCUCGCUGCUGCCCUACUCCCAGCUGGACGUGGACACGCCGCAGGGCUUCGCCUACAGAGGUCGUAAAUGCGACGUGGAGAAGAUCUGCGGCGUGUCGAUACUGCGCGCCGGCGAGACCAUGGAGCAGGCGGUAUGCGACGUCUGCAAGGACAUUCGUAUCGGGAAAAUACUCAUACAGACAAACCAACAGACGGACGAGCCUGAGUUAUAUUAUCUACGACUACCAAAGGAUAUAAAAGAUUAUCGUGUGAUAUUGAUGGACGCGACUGUGGCCACCGGCGCGGCGGCCAUCAUGGCCAUUCGUGUGUUGUUGGACCACGACGUGCCCGAACACAACAUCAGCCUGGUCUCCCUCCUCAUGGCGGAGAUCGGAGUACACUCCAUCGCGUAUGCAUUCCCACAGGUAAAAAUAGUAACAUCGGCACUAGAUCCAGAAAUAAAUGAGAAGUUUUACGUACUGCCCGGGAUCGGUAACUUCGGCGAUCGCUACUUCGGCACGGAGCCACCAUACGACGAGUGAGACGGCGAUAUACUAUAACAAUGAGUGCGAGCGAGACGGAUAGCACGCCAGUGACGUCACAACGGAUUGCUUCGAGCGCUUUUAUCUGUAAGGACUUGUAUUGCUAUCUCUGUCUUUUGUAUAGAGAAUGAAAGAGAUAGGAAUAUAAACAAGUUUUUAACAGUUGAAUUUGAAUCUUUAUGAAGUUUCUUUAGUCAAGUGAUUUUUAAAUCACAUGUAUUUAUUGCCUCAAAGUUUUAGGUGACUUUUAGUAUUUUUUAAUUUUUAGUGCAAUUUUUUUUUUGUCUUGGUUUUAUUUAUUAAUGAAAUGUUUAGCUUUUUAAUUUAGCAUGCAAUUUUUCGACAGUAUUUGAUUGAAGAUUUAUUCCAAAAAUGUAUACUUGUAGAGAAAAAUGCCUUUUUCACCUAUUUAUCGUAAAAUAAUCAAGCUUACAUGCAAAUUGUACUCUAUUGUAUUUUAAAUUAAGCUGAUUUUCAAAUAACCGAGCCGAAAAGAAUAGUUUUUGAUAUAUUGAAUUGCCACAAAAUAACUUAUAUGUUUGAAUUCAAACUCAAAAUAUAGCUCAAAUACACCUAAAAAAAACCUUGCAUAAUAUUGCAUGCUGAAAUAGACUGAUAAAAUGACUUAAAACUGUAUAUAUUUAUGACCCAUUAUUGUAUAAAUAAUUAAUAUAAGUAAAUUGAAUUUCUAGAAUGGUCUAGAAUGAUUAAGCGAUUGUUUACCGUUAGGUUUUUUUUUUUCAGUGAUAUCUGACUAAAUGAAAAACUUUCUACAGGUAAAAUUAUAGUAAAUGUACCUUUUUUCACAAAAACCGUUAAAUCUUGGUGCUUUUUUACAUAAUUGUAAAAAUACAUAUGUAUUUUUAAUGUAAUAUUACAGACUACAAAAUAAUUUGUAAAAAA
Papilio polytes (common Mormon) is the source of this 2456-nucleotide messenger RNA. Its product is annotated as uridine-cytidine kinase-like 1. Gene Ontology annotation, molecular function: kinase activity; ATP binding. The record is from RefSeq and is a predicted model, not a curated record. The coding region runs from base 111 to 1553 and encodes 480 amino acids. The transcript is spliced from 11 exons. NCBI's taxonomy places the organism in Eukaryota, Metazoa, Arthropoda, Insecta, Lepidoptera, Papilionidae. Gene Ontology annotation, cellular component: cytoplasm.